Messenger RNA from Clunio marinus, 348 nucleotides. Lineage: Eukaryota; Metazoa; Arthropoda; Insecta; Diptera; Chironomidae. The record is from the annotation of a GenBank genome assembly.
AUGACAUCAUGGCACAAUACAUGCCGCGAAAUCAGCUUUGAUGUAGCUGUAGCAAGAUGUUUCACUUUGAACGGAGUCAAUGUUUCUAAAAUUGUAAAAAUAAACGAUUGCGUCCAAAUGAACGUUCCAACUCAAACUAAAGAUUCAGGUUGUAAAGGUUUUGCGCCGAAGUUUAUUUUUUCAGAUUACACAAAGAGCAAUCUUACAACAACAGUUUGGCUAAGAAGAGAACACAGAUUAUUUCAGGUAUACAAAAUAAGAACAAUGCUUCGAGAUCAGAUGUUCGAUGACGAUUCUGUUUUUCAUCAUAUCUUCAUGUUAGGCAACGACUACAGAAAUCUUUCAUAA